Messenger RNA from Didymella exigua CBS 183.55, 1032 nucleotides. RefSeq lists its product as uncharacterized. The transcript has a single exon. Lineage: Eukaryota; Fungi; Ascomycota; Dothideomycetes; Pleosporales; Didymellaceae. The coding region runs from base 1 to 1032 and encodes 343 amino acids. The record is from RefSeq and is a predicted model, not a curated record. Gene Ontology annotation, molecular function: transcription coactivator activity. Gene Ontology annotation, cellular component: core mediator complex; mediator complex. Gene Ontology annotation, biological process: regulation of transcription by RNA polymerase II.
AUGCCGGCUCAAAUACCGCCCCUCGAUGAACAGGAGUUCUUCGACCCGCAGAUGCCGCUGGCGCAUCUGGACAGCGAGAACAAUGCCAUCUUCUUUCUCAUGAACUCGCCCUUCUUCGACGGAGAGAGCAAUAACAUGGCCGUGUAUAUGAACGCACAAGGGCACCCCAACGGCAUGCAGAUCCUCGGCGAACGAGCAGCAUACGAAUCCGAGCUGCGCAAAUACAACACUGGUUUGCAAUACAUAGUGGCCGGCGAGCCGAAGGGCGACGGACAGCCAUGGCUUAUGCAACGACAGCGCAAGGUCCGCAACGACGACACUGGCAGGGUCGACACAGUGGCGGAGGGAAACUUCUACACACAAGGAACAAGACUGCUCAUGGCACCGAGCAUGCUGGACGUUGUGCAGGCGCGUCUACUCGCAGUAUCGACACGGAUGCAGCAAAUGGCCGAGCUCUCAAAGAACAUGUCGCACUGGUCGCCAGCCACAGGCCACACCUACUACCCACCUUCAUACGAGUUUCCAAAGGCGGAAACCAACGCCAGCCGCGUUGGCAGCCCAACGCUCGCCCCAACAGAGCCCGACGCGUCCGCCUCGCAGUCCCAAACAAAAGAUGCAGCGACGGCGAUCGACUCCUCUGCAUCCACCACUACCUUCAACGACGCGUUCUUCCUGCGCUCUCUGGAACUCACGCACCAAUACGGAGACGAGUACAUGGACGAGAACCCUCUACUCGGCGAGCCCGGCGCCUUCGUCUUCGCAAACUCGAAGAGUCACGUCGACGCGCGGAACAAAGCGCAAGAGCAAGCCAGCCAGGCGUCGCAGGCACAGGCUGUGACGAAGACGGACACGCAGCCCACGAGCGUAGCGCCGUCAGCCGCGGCGACACCAAAGGGCAUCGCAACGCCCCUGGCCCUGGACGGGCCAAGCAGAAAGGGCAGUGUCGCAGGCCUUCCCAAUGUGGAAAAGAAGAAGAGGAGAAAGAGCAAGGGCCUCGCCAGCCCUACGAUGUCGGCCAGACCCGCGUUGUGA